Amphiprion ocellaris (clown anemonefish) is the source of this 2446-nucleotide messenger RNA. RefSeq names its product placental growth factor b (gene pgfb). Lineage: Eukaryota; Metazoa; Chordata; Actinopteri; Pomacentridae. Gene Ontology annotation, cellular component: membrane. The transcript has 7 exons. Gene Ontology annotation, biological process: positive regulation of endothelial cell proliferation; positive regulation of mast cell chemotaxis; positive regulation of angiogenesis. The record is from RefSeq and is a predicted model, not a curated record. Bases 597 to 1088 code for a protein of 163 amino acids. Gene Ontology annotation, molecular function: vascular endothelial growth factor receptor binding; chemoattractant activity; growth factor activity.
AGGAACACAGAGAAGGGGAGGAGAUUUAAAUGGUCAGCUUGUGAAAAGGUAUUGUGGGGCAAUUAGACGCAAGUGGUUCUUUCUGCCGUCUGGAGCUCAGAGGAGGACUGAAAUCUGUCGGUGCAGCUUCAUACAAACGGAUCCUCACUUGAAGACUUUGGACUGAACUCGCUACUUUGUUGUUUUUUUGUUUUGUUUUUUUUACUCUGAAUAUGCUCUGUCAAAAGUGGCUCCAACUAUUUCACUCUGCAGACUUUUUACGCACUAGAUUUUAGAAGUAAAUGUGACAAUUAAAACAAAAAAAAACCUCUUUAGCAGUAUUAUUUGAUUGCCUCACCACCUCCAGUUCGCCUCCGGGGCCUUAUUCAUUAGUAAGCACAAUCUAUUUCAUCAGGUUACACGCGGCGGCGGCGGAGCUACGUGACUCCACUCAGUCUCAGCAUUACUCAAAAAAAACGGGGGCAGAUGACUUGGAAAUUCCCGGUCAGCAUCUUUUUCCUUUUUUGAGAAGUUUGGUGGAGUUUUGUUGGAUUGUUUUGUGAGGAUUUAGUGUUUUGUGCAUCGGGAACCAUCACCCCUUCUCCGUGCCGAGAGAAAUGAGAGUCGGUUUUGUCAUCGAGGCUGUGGUGGCGCUUUAUCUGCUGCUCUCACCUGCACAGAGUCUACCCUUGUCAAGCAUAAAUGGCACAAUGGAAGUGUUGAUGUUUCAAGAAGUGUGGGGUCGCAGUUUCUGCCGUACCAUUGAGAAGCUGGUGGAGGUGGUGCAGGAAUACCCGACAGAGGUGGAGCACAUCUACAGCCCCUCCUGUGUGCCCCUGGUCAGGUGUGCUGGCUGCUGUGGGGAUGAGAACCUGGAGUGCCAUCCCACCCACACCACAAACGUCACCAUGCAGCUGUUGAAAAUCAGGCCAUCAGAAUCAGGUCAAGAAUAUGUUGAGAUGACGUUUGUGGAGCACCAGACAUGUGAAUGUAGAAUCAGAAAACCUAUUGUGAAAGUUGAAAGGAAAAGGCAAAGGACGAGAGAAAGGAAGAGAAAGGAGAGACAAAAAACAAAGGAAUGUGACAGGUGCCAAAUCCCUCGCAGGUAACUGCAGUGGCCAUCCAACCCCCUGUUGCAGUGCGGCUCACUAUUUAUUUCAAGAUCAACGACAGCAUCAAGAGUCUCCUUCACUCAUCUAUCAAUACUGUGUCUGCAGCCAGAGACUCAAACAGCUGGGUUGAUCUCCUGCUGAUGGGCAGGAACGUUUGUAAUGACAAGGUUCAACAGGAAAAGUGCUUUGAUUGGUGGAAACACUGCUGUUACACACCUGACACAAUGGACAUCCCUGGGAGCCAGUGCAAUGUAGGACCAAACAGACUGACGUCUACUUUUUAUUCUAAGUAUUACUGUAUCAGUUAUUUUAAUUUGUCAAUUUCUUUGGUAUUUAAAGGAGGUUACUCUUGUCAAAAGUCUAUAUUUAUUGAUACAGCUGAAUAUAGUUGGACCAGCAACCUUUAAAAAGUUUGUCAUCCUUCAUUGAAACAUUAUCUAAGAAUGCCUUGACUUGUCAUAAAGUCGUGUAUUGGACUGAAUGUACAGCUGCUUUGUACAUGCAAUAAUGAAAUGUCUCCCUCUAGUGUUUAAAGAAACAGUGUUUAAAACUGCUCUAUAUUAAAAAAUGUUUUUCUUUGUCAAAUUUACAAACAAGAUUAGACACAGGACACAGUCGUCAGUCCAACUUAUUGGAAUUUUCUACCUAUCAUUUAUCCUAUAAUUGGUCAGUCUGUGUAAAUCAUCUCCCUCCAUAACACAAAUGUCAAGACACGUUUAUACUGUCAAUUUAGGCUUAGAUAUGAGCAAAAACUGUCCGAAAAGUUUGUGAACUGAAGAUGUGUCCAUGAAAGAUUGUGUAUGAAUAAAUGUGACAUCAAAUUUUAAAAAAUAAAAUUACUCAUUGAAACUGCUCCAGUGCUGGAUAAUCAGUGAUCCAGUAAUAGAUAACCAUCCUGCAGAGUGGAUGUGGUGAGCCCAGUAUGAAGCAGAAGAUUAAUAUUAUAGCAAUCAAUACACUCAAGCAACUCUCAUCUGGUAUCCUUCCUACUAAAAACUCUAAAAUACAGACUUUGUAUUUUUCUUUUUUAAAUGUGAUCACAGAGUUCCCACAUAUAUGAAAAGUAUUUCUGUGCUCUGUGCAGUGAAACAGAACAAAUUUGUGUCCACCCUGGUGAUACAAGACUCCCGUAAUCCCACACCACAGGUGUCUUCCUCUGUCUGCUUUUGGAAACACUGCAGUAUCGAAGGGAUCAAUUGAGGUAGUUAUGUAAAACGUGUAAAAUGUCCUUUUGUAUGUUUUUCCCAUGUACUACACAAAGAAAAUCUAUGACAAUGUAAAGUAACAUUUCAACUGUGCUAGUGUUUUUGUUUCAUUUAAAUAUUUAUUUUGUAAUAAAAUUGCUAUGGUCGUCA